AUGGAUGAGGACGAACAAGGUGUUGCCGGCAUGCGUGUGCGAAGCGCUGAUGACCACGCAGGAGAACGACAGCUUGAAGAAGCACGAGAAGCUGUCGAAGAAGACGACCGCGAAGAAGAACGGGGCUCCCCACAACAGGAGCCAGGUAAUGCAGACAACACACAUGACGACGACGAGGAUGACGAGGAUGUUGAAGGAGAUGGCGUUGAUGGUGAAGGCCUCGGUGGUGGCAAUGGCAACGGUGCCAGUGUUGAUCAGGAUGAAGCAACCACGGUCGACGCCAUGAUCAACAACAGCACCAGCAUCCACAAUACUCACACCACCACCACCACCAACAACAACAACAGCGGGUCGUCGCCUGUGGUAGAGGCAGACAUGUCUGAGAUUGCCCUGACUGUCGCCGCGACAAACACGGCCAUGGACGUGCUUCAGCGCCUGAGUAACGUUUCGCUGCGCUCCCCCACACCCACGCACCGCCCGCACCCCGUGGCGGUGUGGCCCUCGGAGACUGCGUCAGCGCCUGCAACCGAGGGGGACGACACAACUCCAACGACCACCGCGGAUGCAGCGGGCGUCUCCGUUGCUGCCACACCUUCGCCAGCAACGGGCCCCGCUGUUGCUCUGACUGCUGCUCCGACUGCCGGUGUGAACAGCCGGGGUCGUGGUCGGCACCACCGCCGAGCCCAGCAGCACGCGCAUGCGCAGCACGCUCAGCACGCCCGUGCCCAUCAGCAGCAGCAGCACCGCCAACAGCAGCAGCAGCAGCAGCAGCAGCAGCAGCAGCAGCAGCACCCACCACCACCGUCUUCAUCAUCAGCACCAUCGGCCCACCACGCGCCGACGAGCCGCAACGGCGGUGACGGCAGCACGCAGCGCAUGCAGCGCCUUGCCCACCAGCGCCACAUGCAGCAGUAUCACCGCAACGCCGCCGCCGCAAUCGCUGCAACAACAGGUGUCAUGCCAGUGCAGGCAGCAACACCAUCAGCAACAGCAGCAACGGUGGCGAGUGGGAGGCAGCAGGGCGCUGCCAUGUCCCCGGUGACGCCCAACACGGCGGCAGACGCCCCAACGGCAGAGGCGCUUGCACUUGCGGUGCUAGCGGACGCGGGCACUACAGCCACACCAUCAGCAACCGGCGAGAGGGGUGGCGGUGGCAGUGGAGAUGGAAGAGACACCACCACACCUGGCACCGCCAGCAACGAUCAAGCCAUGACGGCUGCUGCCGUGCUGGCUGACGAGGAAGAGGACCCCACGAUGGGGUGGGACCAGGAGCUGUUUGUGCAUCCUCCGGACGAGCUGCUACGCUGCCCCGUGUGCGGCCUUGUCAUGCGUGACGCCGUGCAGUGUCCGCAGCAGCACUGCUUCUGUCGACCGUGCCUCACCACCGCCCUGGCGCACAAGGCAGCGUGCCCCGUGUGCCGCAAGAUCAUGUCGUGGGAGGAUGCGCAGCCGAACCGCAUGGUGCGGGCCAUGGUGGACCGUUUGGUUGUCCGCUGCCGCAACCACACGCACGGCUGCAGCGUUGCCCGCCCCGUUGGCGAGAUUGAGUCGCACCACAAGGCGUGCGAGUACGCCAUUGUGUGCUGCCUCAACCAGGAGUGCCACCACCGCCUCCCGCGCAACGAGAUGGGCGACCAUCUUGCCACGUGCGAGUUCACGCGCAUCACGUGCGAGGACUGCGGCGAUCGCUUCCUCGUCUCCGACCGCGCCCGCCACUCGUGCCUGCGCUUUGUGCUCGGGCAGGUGCGCAGCUUGGCAGAUGCGUUGCGUCAGCGCGAUGACGAGAUUGCGUCACUGCAGCAGAAGAACAGGGACCUUGAGGCGCGCGUGCUUAUGCUUGAGGAGCACUCGUACCACAUGCAGCAGGACGCGUCCAGGCACGACACGCCCUCCCCUUCCUCAGCAACGCACCGCCCCCGCCGCCCUGCCCCAGGGGACAUUGUUGUGCUGUCACACGACUAUGAGACGUAUGCGGACGCGUGCGACGGCCCGCUUGACAUUGGGUGGGCUGGCUGGGUGCUGGCUGACGACCUCACAGAUGACCUCCCCAUCCGCGUGCACGUGCACACGCGCGGGGAGUGGUGGUACGCUGCUGGGGCGCUGCGCGUGAUUGCGCACCCGGGGGACGUUGUUUCGCGCCAGAUUGCCAUCAAGGGCCUGCCUGUGGUGCGAGGGCUCAACUGGAAGUGGGGCAUGCAGGACGGGGGUGCGGGCAAGGUUGGCUUCAUCACGCGGUGUAAGGGGGACUGGUGUGACUGCACGUGGCCGCACGGUGAUAUGGAGAACGCGUACAGGAUUGGGCCGCACAAGUUUGAUCUCCUCGUCGCCAAUAUGGUGGCCAUCCCGCCCACCGCGUACUGACGCAUGCGGCAGAUGGGACGCCAAGGAAAGCAGGAUUCGGUGUGUCUGUUGUGUGUCUGUUGUGUGUCUGUGUGUGUGUCUGUUGUGUGUCUGUGUGUGUGUCUGUUGUGUGUCUGUUCCUACCCCUUCGCUGUUUGCUUGCAUGCAUGCUGUUUGACACUUCUUACUUAUGAAUAAGAGACAUUGGUAUUGGUG
Salpingoeca rosetta is the source of this 2556-nucleotide messenger RNA. RefSeq lists its product as uncharacterized. Gene Ontology annotation, biological process: regulation of canonical NF-kappaB signal transduction; positive regulation of JNK cascade; protein K63-linked ubiquitination. Gene Ontology annotation, molecular function: zinc ion binding; ubiquitin-protein transferase activity. NCBI's taxonomy places the organism in Eukaryota, Choanoflagellata, Craspedida, Salpingoecidae. The record is from RefSeq and is a predicted model, not a curated record. The transcript has 3 exons. The coding region runs from base 1 to 2361 and encodes 786 amino acids. Gene Ontology annotation, cellular component: plasma membrane signaling receptor complex.